This is a messenger RNA of Durusdinium trenchii, 467 nucleotides long. NCBI's taxonomy places the organism in Eukaryota, Dinophyceae, Suessiales, Symbiodiniaceae. The record is from the annotation of a GenBank genome assembly.
GUGUGCCAUUUCAGCCGGAUUGCCUGUGGUCAAACCCAGCUUUCUGCGCCGAUGCGCGAAGCUGGGCUAUGUACCGGAGGUGCGAGGCCAAGAUUUGUUGAAGGAUCGCAUUGGAGAAGGGAUCCUCGCAACCCGCUUCUGUGCUCAGGGCUACAACUUGGCGGAGGUCUGUGCACGUGCUGCGACCCGGCGCUUGCUGAAAGACUUCAAGGUCUUUGCCAUUCGCCAGGCCAAUGUGAUGGAGCGGAGCAAAGUCAAGGCCUUGGUCUUGGCUGCGGGCGGCACAUGGCUCGAGGAUCUGCCUGAAUUGCGGCCUGGGGAUCUGCUGACCUUUGGGCCGAGUUCCCCAGAAGCCAUGUAUGAUCUGGAGGCUCUUUUGGAAGCUGCUUGCACCCAGCGCCUGCGCCUAGAGGCCUUCAAACUGAAGCCAGCGAGAAGCAAAGCGCAGUGCCAGCCAAAAAAAAGAG